AUGUCUGUGCAGAACCGCGAGUCGCUCGAGCACUAUGUGUCCGGUCCUCAUGAUCAUGACAGUGGCAAAAGGGUUCUGGCCACCCAAACCGACGUGGAGGGAGAUGUCGAAGCUCGCGAGCAGCAAUCGGCCAGCGACGGGGUUUUCAACUCCAAACGCGCGCUGUGGGGGUUUCUCGUGCUCUGCUUCUCGACUGGGCCAGUAUCGGGAAUGUCGUCGACGUAUGCGUCGGCGGCUAUUCUCUCCGCGGCUAACGUCCUAGGGCACCAAGCAGGGACCAACAAGCCGUGUCCCCGACGCGGCACGAAUAUCAACUGCGUGGUUAAGUUCGGCACCGGCGAGAUUGACUAUGCCAGCUAUACACUGUACCUCCGUGCGAUUAGCCGUGCCACUGAAGGCGUGUUGGCGAUCAUCACCGCUGGGAUUGCGGAUUAUUGCGACUACCGCAAGACCAUGAUGAUGACCUCCAUCUUCCUGUUUGGCAUCCUGGCCCUCCCCUUCGCGGGGCUCACCGGGCAAAGCUAUAGCCAUCUGACGGCACUGUCGGUCCUGUACUGCGCUCUCACCACCGUGCAGGGCAUUUACACCGUCAUAGAAGGCUCCUACAUUCCGAUCUUCAUGCGCUCUACGGGCUGGUUCCGGACCUCGGUGGUGGGACGCAGUGACAACAGCACCGAAGGCCGGAUCUGGCAGAAGGGUGUGUCGGUCAGUGUGCUGGCGCUGGUCUCGAGCAAUGUCGGGGCUCUGGCAGCGCUAAUUAUCGGCAUCAUCCUCGUCUAUGGUCGAGGCUCCUAUGUCGCCGUGGGCUACUUCAACUACCUUCUCGCGAUCACAAUUGCGGGAUGCAUGACAAUUCUCUUUGCCAUCCUCGGCCACUGGCUCCUUCCCAAUGUGCAAGGCAAGAAGUUGGAGCGGCCGCACGACGUCCUGACCCUUCCCAUCCGCAAUUGGGUGCGCCUCAUCCGACACGCUUUACGCUACUCGGAAGCCUUCAAGCUGUGUAUUGGCUGGGUUCUAUGGAACACGGGAUACAGCAACCACCUUUCCAUCAUCGGCUCACUCUUUCUCCAAGUGACCGGCAUUUCGCGCAGCUCCGGGGUGUACUCAGUUUGGUCAUUCAUGAGCGUAAUCCUGGCGUGUGUGGGGAGUCUGAGCUUUAUGUUCCUGUACCCGCGGGUGCGCCUACCUGUGAAAGCCUGGGCGUACACCCUGCUGGUCAUCAAUAUUCUGUGCGUGUUGUGGGGGUGCAUCGGAAUGAGCCCGCACGUCACCAUUGGCUACAAGCACGGCGCCGAGUUCUGGGUCGAGCAGGUGCUCUUUAUGUCGACCAGCAGCGCCCUGCGCGCCUACAACCGGGCCAUCUAUUCCUCGCUAAUCCCGCGCAACGCUGAGGCCCAGUUCUUUGGGUUGGAAAUUACCCUCGAUUUGGCUACGGGGUGGAUCAACCCGCUGGUGAUGGGGGUGAUCCAAAACCGCACGCAUAAUCUGCGAUUUCCGAUGAUCCCUAAUUUGUUGCUCAUGCUGGUGGCGCUGGGGUUCUACUACUCCGUUGAUAUGCGCAAGGGAAUUGAUCAGGCGAGGAUACCACUGGAACUUUAGGAGGAACCAGAGGUAGGAGCUUUGGGUUGUGGCUCUGUAAGACUCAAUGGUUCAGAAAUCGGUCUAACACGG
This is a messenger RNA of Aspergillus brunneoviolaceus CBS 621.78, 1671 nucleotides long. Its product is annotated as MFS transporter. The record is from RefSeq and is a predicted model, not a curated record. Gene Ontology annotation, biological process: amino acid transmembrane export from vacuole. The coding region runs from base 1 to 1599 and encodes 532 amino acids. Lineage: Eukaryota; Fungi; Ascomycota; Eurotiomycetes; Eurotiales; Aspergillaceae. The transcript has 5 exons.